AUGUUUGAGUAUAAGAAAAGGCUGCCAGAAGGAGUUUCCAAAAAAGAGCUUGACAGAGCUGGGGUGAUAAAGUGCUCAAAUGGCGAUGACCUGUAUGCCGACAACUCAGGAACCAGUCUAUCAAUAGUCGGAGCAGAUUUCUGCAUUGUGGCAUCCGACACAAGACACUCUGCUAGCUUUAGCAUAAACACAAGACAGGCAACAAAGUCGUUCUGCAUUGACGGGAGAUUCAUUCUCAGCACCACAGGAUUCUACGCCGACUCUCGGCACAUUUUCAAGGAGCUCGCGUAUGAAAUAGACAAAUACCAGUUCAAGUUCGACAAAAAGAUGGGAAUAGAGCAGGCUGCAGCCAUUCUCCACAUUCUGCUGUACAACCACAGAUUCUUCCCAAAGUACACGUACUGCUGUCUUGUUGGAUUCAAUGAGAAGGGCGAGCCCAAAGUGUUCUCGUACGAUCCUGUAGGGAGCUAUCAGGAAACACCGUGCAGAUGCAAUGGGUCAGGAACAGCGAUGCUGCAGCCUAUGCUUGACUCUUGGAUAACCAGGAAGAACUGGUACUGCGAAGAGGGAAAGGACCAUGUGUGCAGCGAGGAGGAAGUCACUGCGCUGGUCAGAGAUGUGUUUAAUAGCGUAGCUGAAACUGAUGUAAAAACAGGAGAUGGCCUAGAAGUAUACAUAAUUAAGAAAGAUGGGAUAAGCAGAAGUGAAUAUCCGCUGAGAUCCGACUAA
Molecule: messenger RNA, 729 nt
Organism: Nematocida minor
Lineage: Eukaryota; Fungi; Microsporidia
Product: 20S proteasome subunit beta 6
Exons: 1
Coding region: 1-729 (242 amino acids)
Cellular component (GO): proteasome core complex
Source: RefSeq, a predicted model, not a curated record